Messenger RNA from Sinocyclocheilus anshuiensis, 2108 nucleotides. Its product is annotated as protein Dr1. Gene Ontology annotation, cellular component: negative cofactor 2 complex. Bases 526 to 1056 code for a protein of 176 amino acids. NCBI's taxonomy places the organism in Eukaryota, Metazoa, Chordata, Actinopteri, Cypriniformes, Cyprinidae. The record is from RefSeq and is a predicted model, not a curated record. Gene Ontology annotation, molecular function: RNA polymerase II general transcription initiation factor activity; protein heterodimerization activity; TBP-class protein binding. The transcript is spliced from 3 exons. Gene Ontology annotation, biological process: RNA polymerase II preinitiation complex assembly; negative regulation of transcription by RNA polymerase II.
AAGAAUCACCGGAUAUCCGGAAGUGUUGCAUUGUGGGGUUUAUUUCGUUGAUCGCUAACCGAGUGGGUGAAGUAAUGAGUUAAGAGCUUCGAAUGCUUAAAAAAUUCCGCCCCGGGCUUUAGCCGAACGCGCGCGGCGUCUGUUAGUUUAUCCAGGCAGCUUGAGAAUGAAUGAUUGGAGUUGAAUCAUGAUUAUAAACGCGCACAGGAACAGCAGCAGAAGCAGCUCUGAUGUGUGGAUGUGGAGAGUCAGCGUAAACUGAUCAACCGAAAGGUACCGACUCCUCUCAUCCUCCCUUCCUUGUGUCACACACUCAGACUCUUUCCCUGAAUUUGAAUUCAAAAGUAUGCGUUCUCUCUGGCAGUGUUUUAGUGAUCUGCUAUAAGAAAGCCGACCACACCAUUUGAAUCUCCACACAAAGCCGCCGCUGUGGGUGUUGUUUCAUUAACAGCCCAUUGAACUUCCUCGCCUGCUUUCGAUUCCCUUCAUACUCUGAAGCGUCUGGGGCCUGGCAGCUCAUCCCUCAUGGCCUCUUCAUCGGGCAACGACGAUGAUCUGACGAUCCCGAGGGCGGCGAUCAAUAAAAUGAUCAAAGAAACGCUUCCCAAUGUGCGAGUAGCGAACGAUGCCAGAGAGCUGGUGGUGAACUGCUGCACAGAGUUCAUUCACCUCGUCUCAUCAGAGGCCAACGAGAUCUGCAAUAAAUCCGAGAAGAAGACUAUAUCCCCAGAACAUGUUAUAAACGCACUUGAAAGUCUAGGUUUUGGGUCAUACAUCGCAGAAGUAAAAGAUGUUCUGCAAGAGUGUAAAACGGUAGCACUUAAACGGAGGAAGGCCAGCUCUCGACUAGAAAACCUUGGCAUACCUGAGGAAGAACUUCUCCGUCAACAACAGGAAUUAUUUGCCAAGGCACGGCAGCAGCAGGCUGAGCUGGCACAGCAGGAGUGGUUACAGAUGCAGCAGGCCGCCCAGCAGGCACAGCUAGCGGCAGCUUCAGCCAGUUCCGCUCAGCAGGCCGGAUCUUCCCAGGAUGAAGAUGAAGAGGACGACAUGUGAAUCCCGGCAGGCUUUCACCGAAGCACACAGAUAGAUUGACAAUAUAUAUAUAUUUACAGACAUGUUCGGUCUCCCACACACACUCUGUUCUCUGUAACCUUAGCAGAGAGGGACCUCUGCAGUGUUUUCUUCUAUAUAAACUUUUAAAUCCCAGAUCACCAGUAUAAAUUCAUACUGACGGUUUAGGAGCGAUCAUGGGUGUUCUCCUGUGAUUUGUUGCUAUAUUUGCCUCGAUUCACUUGUUAACUAGAAUUAUUAGCUUUUGAAAAUCCCUCUUUUCUUUCUCAUUUGUUCCUGAUUUAAUUGAAGGCAGUUGCCAUAAGUUUCACUGUAUGUAUGUGGGAAGGAUGUUAAGUCAUGUGAUGUGGCUGUGACAUGAGGCGCACCAUGUUAAUUGUCAUUGGUUAAAUUCAGGAGCCGGCGUUUCGAAUCGCAUCCUGUUUUAGGCGAUUUGCGUAUUUCUCUUAUAUUUGUCUUUGUAAAAUAGCUUAAAGAGACACAUUUGGGGAACAUGUUUUGGAAAGUGAUUUUUACAGCUGUUCAUCCCCGCUUCUGUAUUUCUCUUUGUUCUACUGCGUGAGAUCAGAGAAUGAGAUUUGUAAUGUAGGAUGUUGCUUUUUGGUUCUUUUUAGUUCAAGUGAGGAUAAAGAUUACGUGUAGAUAGGCUUUUACCUGCCCUGUGUUCAGAACAGUAUUCCAAGGAAAAGAUUUACAUGUGCAGAAUAAAAUCUGUCUCAUAGUACCAAAGAUAGAAAAACUAUGAAAAUUCAGUCACCAGAUAGGCUUCGGAAAUCUGCUCAUGGUAUUUGCUCUCUGUAUGACGUGAGUGCUUUGGUGCAUAUCGCACUGAGCGCUCUGUAACACUCACUUUGUACUAUGUUUUGAUAGCAGAUUUUUUCCAGGUGCAAUGUGUAAAAGUGGAGUUGUGAAUGUGUGGUUAAUUCAUAUCUUGUGAUGACUGGUAAGGUGUAGUUGAGAAGCGUAUUCACAUGCCUUUGCAAAAGCUGUAAGCUGUAUUCUCUAAGCAAUAAAGUCGACCCGUUUUAUAGACA